AUGGAUAAUCUUCCUGAAGACAAUCAUGAAUUUGUCCCGGAUCCUUUCCUUCCAAACAAUACACAGCAUCCUAUUGAAUCAAGUCCAUCUAUGGGCACAAGCCUUGGGGGAGAGCCCUCAUACACGAGCUAUCCAAGUGUUCUUCUCAAGUACAUAAAUGAGAUGCUUAUGGAAGAAGACUUGGAGGCUAGGCCCCGCAUGUUACAGGACAGUCUAGCCCUCGAGGCUGCUGAAAAAUCAUUCUAUGAAGUCCUUGGUCAGGAGGAUCAUCCAUUAACUGAUCAAAACAACGAGUGCCCAGAUGCACUUGUUGCUGGGAACAGCAGAACUCAUAUCAGUAAUAGCUAUUCUGUUGCUGACAAUUUAAUCAAGUCUAGUUGGAGUCAUGAUCAAGGGGAAUCCAAUUCCUUUUGUAUACAAACUUCUCUUAUUGACUCUCAAAAUGAAAACCUUUUGCUACCUAAUUCAUUUAGUGAGAUGCAUUCAUUUGCACAAGACAAGGGAGGGAUGGGCAUAGCAGUUAAGUCCAUUCGACAUGGCAAAUAUGAAGUCUUUGAUUUGGAAAGCAUCCCACCAGUGCCUCCAAAGUACACCCAGGGUAUGGUGGGCAAGCAAGAGAAGAGCUUCACCUCACCAAGUGGAUCAAGAGGAAAUAAAAAUCAUCAGCGUGAGGAUACUGACAACCUUGAAGAAGGGAGGAGCAACAAACAUUCAUUGGUUGAUGCUGGAGAAGUUGAUUCUGAGCUGCUAGAGAAGUUUGAUAAGAUAUUGUGUUGUCCUGGUGGAGACAGCGAGUCUGCAUCAAGUGCUCUUCAUAAAUCUGGAGGAAAUGGAGGAAGAAAAAAGUUGCAACACAACAAUCAUUCAAAAGGAUCUCAUGGUAAAACAAUGCUUUCCAAGAAUGAAGGUAAAAAGGGGGUGAUAGUAGAUUUUUGGGGUCUGCUAACUCAAUGUGCACAGGCUGUGGCAAGUAGUGAUCAAAAAACUGCAAAUGAACUACUCAAUCAGAUUAGGCAACACUCUUCUCCCCUUGGAGAUAGGCACCAAAGAUUAGCCCAUUACUUUGCUAAUGCCCUUGAAGCACGCUUGGCUGGCACCAGGAUCCCAGUUUACACACUCCUUGAAAGUAAUGGGACAUCAGUUGCUGAUUACAUAAAAGCUUACCAACUAUGCAUAACAGUAUGCCCUUUCAAAAGGAUGUCAAAUUUCUUUGCUAAUCAAACAAUUAGAAAACUAGCAGAAGCACAGAAGGCAACAACACUUCAUAUUAUUGAUUUUGGCAUUCUCUAUGGUCUCCAAUGGCCCUGCCUCAUCCAACGUCUCUCUAUAAUACCUGGUGGACCUCUCAAGCUUCGUAUAACAGGAAUUGAGCUUCCCCAACCAGGCUUUCGGCCUGCAGAAAGGAUUGAGGAGACAGGGCGUCGAUUGGAAAAUUACUGCAAGAGAAUUAAUGUCCCAUUUGAGUACAAUGCCAUAGCACAGAAGUGGGAGACAAUUAGAUUGGAGGAUCUCAAAAUUGACAGGGAUGAACUAACUGUUGUUAACUGUAUGUAUCGGUUAAAGAACAUUCCUGAUGAAACAGUGGCAAUAAACUGUCCAAGGGACAUUGUCCUAAACCUGAUCAAAAGAAUCAAUCCAGAUUUAUUCGUGCUUGGGGUUGUUAAUGGAGCAUAUAAUUCACCCUUCUUCCCCACACGAUUUCGGGAGGCACUCUUCCACUACUCUGCAUUGUUUGAUAUGUUUGAUGCCACUAUGCCUUGCGAAGAUCACCAAAGGUUGCAGUUUGAGGAAGAGGGAAUUGGGAGGGGUGCUAUGAACGUCAUAGCGUGUGAAGGUUUGGAAAGGGUUGAAAGACCAGAGACUUUUGAUAGAUGGGAGGUUAGGACUGUGAGAGCUGGGUUCAGGCAACUCCCAAUAGAUGAAGAAGUAGUGCUGGUAGCGAAGAAGGCAGUGAAGUCAGAGUAUCAUAAGGAUUUUGUCAUAUACAAGGAUGGCCAAUGGAUGUUACAAGGAUGGAAGGGGCGUAUUAACUAUGCUAUUUCUUGUUGGAAACCAGCAUAG
This is a messenger RNA of Quercus lobata, 2061 nucleotides long. Its product is annotated as scarecrow-like protein 30. The transcript has a single exon. Lineage: Eukaryota; Viridiplantae; Streptophyta; Magnoliopsida; Fagales; Fagaceae. The record is from RefSeq and is a predicted model, not a curated record. The coding region runs from base 1 to 2061 and encodes 686 amino acids.